This is a messenger RNA of Paramecium tetraurelia, 2385 nucleotides long. RefSeq lists its product as uncharacterized. The record is from RefSeq and is a predicted model, not a curated record. Gene Ontology annotation, molecular function: protein binding. The transcript is spliced from 8 exons. Lineage: Eukaryota; Ciliophora; Oligohymenophorea; Peniculida; Parameciidae.
AUGCUUACAUUAAAAAAGGCAUAUUAUUAGAAUCUUUAGAUUAAAAAUAAUAAGCCCUUGAAAAUUAUAAUCAAGCUAUCGAGAUUGAUAAAAAUAAUUUUUUAGCUUAUAAUUAUAGAGCUGAUUAUUGGAAUUCAAUCGAUGAGAAGGAGAAAGCAAUUGCUGAUUAUGAUUAAGCAAUUUCAUUAGACCCUAAAAAUGCAUUAACAUAUUUCAAAAGAGCUAAGCUGCUCUCAGCAGUCAACUAGAAAGAUAAAGCUAUAGAAGAUUUCACAAAAUCUUUACAAAUUGAUCCCGGAUAGAGUUCAAUUCUAAUGUAUCGAGGGGAUUUAUUCAAAGAAUAAAAUUUAAUUUCUUAGGCAAUUCAAGAUUAUUCAGAUGCUAUUCAAAUUUGUCCUAAUCAAACACAGAUAUAUAUAAAGAGAGGUAUUUAACCACCUUCAGAUUACAAAAAGGCUUUACAAGAUUAUAAUUAUGCAAUCGAAAUUGAUUCAAAUUGUUUUGAGGCUUUUUAUUAGAGAGGUAUUACUCUUUCUUAAAUUAGCAAUACUGAACAAAUGCAUUUAUAGAAACGAUCUUGCAAUUGCUGAUUUCAACAUAUGUAUUUAAAUAAAUCCAAAGAGCGAACUUGCAUAUAUUUCUAAGGGUCAUACUUAAAUAUUUAUAAUAGGUUUAAUAUUGAACGAAAUGAAUAAGCCAGAAUAGGCAGUAAUAGAAUACAAUAAAGCCUUAUUGAUAAAUCCAAAUAAUUUCAAUAUAACCCUAAAAAGAGCUUAUGCUUAUAUUUUAAUGAAACUUUACAAAUAAGCUUUAAACGACUUCUCAACAGUGAUCGAAAUGUACCCAAAUGAAUCGAGUUAUUAUACUAGUAGAGGUUUAUUGAUUAUGUAUAAUAUAGCGAACCUAUUGUUUAAUAUUGGUUAAAAGGAAGAAGCUUUAAAAGAUUAUAACAAAGCUAUAGAAUUGAAUCCUAAAGAUGCAACCUAUUAUUAUAAUAGAGCCGUCUUUUACAAUAAAGUUAAUUUGAAGGAGAUGUCACUUCAAGAUUACAAUAUGACUAUCGAACUAGAUCCGAAAAAUUAUUCUGCUUACAAUAACAGAGGCCUUUUACUUUAGAGUAUUGGCAAGAAAGAUGAGGCUCUAUAAGAUUUUUUAAAUGCAAUUAGACUAUGUCCUGAUCAUCCUUUAUAUUUGGCAAACUUAGGAGAUCAAUAUUAUUCUGAUCACUAAUUUGAAUUAGCUAAUCAAUAUUAUAAAUAAGCAUAAACCCAAAUAGAAUGUAUCUCACUUUAAAAAUUAAAUUAAUUAAGAUUGAAUAUUGAGCAUUUAAAUUUUAUUAAAACAAAAGUCUAAUUAAUAACCUAGAUUGAAGAUGAAAUUAAAAAAAUGAAAAAAUAAAUAGAAUAAUUGCCUAAGACAAGCUCAAACAAUGAAUAGAUUAAAGAAUGCUUAGAAAAAGUGUCAACUAUAGAAAGGUCUUUAUCUUAUUCAGUUUUACCGUGCAAUCAGGAAUAGCAAAGUGAUGCACAACAAACGAUAAUUUCGUUUUAUUAAUAAAUGUAGAAAUAAUUGAAAGAACUUUAUGUCAAACUAGAUUAAUAGGAUAAAGUUAUCAAUUUAUUAGUCUAGUAAGAUUAGUUUAAAAUAGAAUAAUAAAUGAAAGAAAUAAAACUACCAUAAAAUAAGCAUCAAUUUACAUAUUUCCGAUCUUUGUUUUGGCAUUUAUAUUAUUACUUACAUGCAAUGUCAGAGAUUUCUACUAAUUUGUUUUAAGUGAAUACAAAUGCUAUGAUAGAAAGUUCAUCUGAAAAAGUUAUAAAUCUUGUCAAAAAAACAUUUAAUAUAGGAACGAAGGUUUUAGAUAAAGUACAUAUCGCCGCACAUGCAUUUCAUAUUAUUAAUGAAGCAUUAAAUAUUGUAGUAGAUCAUAAAAGGGAGGAAAAGUUUAAAAAAAGAUUAAUGCUCUUAACUAAUAUAUUAAAAUUGUUUGCUAUUACACCUACUGAAUUAGAAAGAGAGGUCUAAUUUACUGCCAUUGAACUAAGUAGAACUUAGUAAACUGGGUUGAAAGAAAAUUAAAAUUCACGAUUCAUUGAAUUUAUUAAGAAAUUGGCUGAGGAAGAAAGUAUCUCAGAGGAGAAGAGCAAGGAUAUUUUUUGGAAGAAAGGAAUUGAAGAUACCUUCAUUAUUUUACGAUAUUUAGAAAAGUUUAAUUAAAAAAUUAUACAAGAAGAUCAAAAUAAAAAAUUAAGUGAAGUAUUUUUGGAAGCCAUCAAAUUCAAUAUAAUUGAGGAAAGUAGCAAAAAACAAAAAGAUCCAUCAUAAACAUAAAUGAAAUAAAAAAAGCCUAAAAAAAAAUUUUAAGAAGCAUGUAAUAUUUAAUGA